CACUGCCCGCCGGCGGGGCGCGUCGAUCAAAUGCGCGUGAUGAGAUUUCGGUACCCACUUGAUCGGUGUUUGGUGUUCCACCCGCGUGGGCCCUCAUACAUAAGGCUAUCUCGCCGCCCUCCUCCUCCAUCCUCCCCAUCCUCCCGACACCAUGUCCGACGGCGAGUACGACGAGAAGCUCGCCCCGCACAAGAGCGAAAAUGUCCGCACGGACGUCUUCGACUCCGAGUCGCAUGUCGAUGCCUCCAUCCCCCCAGAGGCUAGGCUGAAGCGUCAGCUCAAAAACCGUCACAUCGCCAUGAUCAGUAUUGGCGGUGUCAUCGGUACUGGUCUCUUCUUGGGCACCGCUAAGUCGCUCAGCCAAGGCGGCCCAAUCGGUCUCCUGCUUGGUUAUGUGGUCGUCGGCACAAUAUGCUACAGCGUCAUGGUGGGCCUCUCUGUCGUCUCGCCUAUGUGCAGUGCUCAGUAGCUUUCGAGCAGAUCUCUCUCG
Messenger RNA from Fomitopsis serialis, 490 nucleotides. RefSeq lists its product as uncharacterized. NCBI's taxonomy places the organism in Eukaryota, Fungi, Basidiomycota, Agaricomycetes, Polyporales, Fomitopsidaceae. Gene Ontology annotation, biological process: amino acid transmembrane transport. The coding region runs from base 152 to 469 and encodes 105 amino acids. Gene Ontology annotation, molecular function: amino acid transmembrane transporter activity. Gene Ontology annotation, cellular component: membrane. The transcript has 2 exons. The record is from RefSeq and is a predicted model, not a curated record.